Messenger RNA from Fusarium pseudograminearum CS3096, 918 nucleotides. RefSeq lists its product as uncharacterized. Gene Ontology annotation, molecular function: shikimate 3-dehydrogenase (NADP+) activity. Bases 1 to 918 code for a protein of 305 amino acids. The record is from RefSeq and is a predicted model, not a curated record. The transcript has a single exon. Gene Ontology annotation, biological process: shikimate metabolic process; chorismate biosynthetic process. Lineage: Eukaryota; Fungi; Ascomycota; Sordariomycetes; Hypocreales; Nectriaceae.
AUGGAUGAUAGCCAGCUUCAGCAGCCUCGCCGUACCUACCUAUUUGGUUACCCAUUACAACACUCAUUGGCACCUCUUCUUCACUCAACCAUCUUCGAGAGUCUCGAUGUGCCAUGGACCUACGAUCUGAUCGAAUCUAUCGACAAGAAUGACUUCAUACCCAAUCUCAAGGCCAGCGAUUGUGUGGGAGCUGCCGUCACUAUGCCGCACAAGGUUGCCUGGAUCAACGAGUGUGAUGAAGUAACAGACGAAGGAAGGGCCAUAGGCGCUAUCAACACUGUCUACAUCCGCAAUGACCAAGUUACGGGUGAAAGAAAGUACAUCGGUACAAACACAGACUGUGUUGGAGUUCGUGAAUCAUUCUUGCAGAACUCUCCUGGGAUCACGGAGAAGAGCAAGGGAAAGUCAGCACUGGUUAUUGGCGGUGGAGGUGCCUGUAGGAGCGCUGUCUACGCUCUUUACAAGUGGUUAGGCGCCAGUGAGAUUUAUCUCGUGAACCGUCUGAAAGAAGAGGCGGACGCAGUGAUUGAGUCAUUCUCAGGGCUGGAGGAUGGGCCAAAGAUGACCUAUAUUUCCUCCCUCGAGCAGGCAAAGCAACUCGCUACACCAGUUCUUGUUGUUGGCACAAUCCCUGACUUUGAACCCAGCACGGAGGGCGAGAUUUUAGCACGAGAUGUUGUUACUGAGCUCGUUCAGAGAGAGGAAAAGGGCGUUUUGCUCGAGAUGUGCUAUCAUCCCAGGAUAGUUACAAGAUUGUACCGUAUUGCUGAAGAUAACGGAUGGAAGGUGAUUCCUGGCACGGAAGCUAUGAUCUACCAGGGCAUUGCGCAGGAGGUUCUCUGGAUGCAAAAGCCAUUGAGUGAUAUGCCACUUGAGGCUGCUAAAGCGGCGAUAGCAAAGGUUCUCGGAUCUCAAUGA